Molecule: messenger RNA, 573 nt
Organism: Lindgomyces ingoldianus
Lineage: Eukaryota; Fungi; Ascomycota; Dothideomycetes; Pleosporales; Lindgomycetaceae
Exons: 10
Coding region: 1-573 (190 amino acids)
Source: RefSeq, a predicted model, not a curated record
AUGAAUACGAGCAAUCUACGUCCAAUGUUGCGCAAUAUGGACCCCACAUCUGUUGUUAUCUUGAAUACCUUGCACACGCUGGUCGAGACUUACAAGGGCGGCGAGUUAGCAAUGCUUUCCUUGAAGAGUGAGCCGGCAAUAAUUCGCGUAAUUUUACUCUCGGCAACUAAUCAUGACAGCUCUAGAAGAAGAUCUAAUCAAGGCCAUACUGAAGAGAGGAAACUUCAGAAGAAAAGGGGGAAAUUGGUGCCUUCCCGUUACUUUUACAAGUCAUCAACAUUUAUGGAUAGGAAACUUAGCUGUACUCCAACCGAGACAUGGCAGCCGGGGUCGCUUGCGCUUGCUAGAAUGCUUUGGGGCCACUUUCGUCCCCGGGGAAAAGCUCUCGGGCAAGUGGGCGUCCCAGGACAAUCGUCCCAGGAAAAUCGGCGUCCUGGGAAAGUCCUAGGAAAUUUGGAAAAUCGUCCAAUGAAAAUCCCCGUCCCAAGAUAUCUGCGAUCGAGGCCUUGGAGAGUCGUCCUAGACUCCUACGAUAUCUAUAAUCGAGGUUUUACCAAAUCUGACCUCCUAUAA